This is a messenger RNA of Darwinula stevensoni, 1856 nucleotides long. The record is from the annotation of a GenBank genome assembly. Lineage: Eukaryota; Metazoa; Arthropoda; Ostracoda; Podocopida; Darwinulidae.
UGGCUAUGAUAGCAAGUUUUAUCUCUUUUGCUACUUUAAACUUUAAUCUUGGAGUAGAUUACAAAGGAGGAAGAACCUAUGUAGUAAAAUUAAAAGAUAACGUAAAUCCUACAGAAAUAUCCACUAUUUUAGCUCCUUUAUUAACCCAAGAGAACGGAGAAAGAGUAGAUGUAAAAACGUAUGGAGGAGAUAAUCAAGUAAAAAUUACGACAAAAUAUAAAAUUGAUGAUGAAUCUCCUACCGUAGAUGGAGAAAUUUUAUCUAAAUUAUACACCGGAUUAAAACCGUAUUUAAGUUCGGGAAUUACACAAGAACAAUUUAAUACGGCAAGUUUGGAUCAAGGAGUUCGUUCCUCCUCCAAAGUAGGACCUACCAUUGCCGAUGAUAUUCAACUUCGAGGGUAUUAUGCCAUUAUUCUCUCACUCUUAGGAAUAUUUUUAUACAUCUUAUUCCGAUUUAGAAAGUGGGAAUUUUCUACCGGUGCGGUCUUGGCACUUUUCCAUGAUACGGUAAUUGUACUGGGAUGUUUUUCUUUAUUCUAUAAAUAUACCCCUUUUUCCUUAGAAAUAGACCAAGCCUUUAUCGCUGCUAUUCUUACGGUAAUAGGAUAUUCCAUUAACGAUACCGUAAUUGUAUUCGAUAGGGUACGGGAAAAUUUAGGACUUUAUCUAAAAGAUUCACUUAAAAAAGUAUUUAAUGAUUCCAUUAAUCAAACCUUAGGAAGAACGUUUAAUACUUCAUUCACUACCCUUAUUGUAAUUGUAAUUAUCUUUAUAUUCGGUGGGGAAACCAUUCGAGGGUUUAUGUUUGCUUUGUUGAUUGGGAUUGGAGUAGGAACCUAUUCUUCUACCUAUGUAGCCUCUGCUAUUACCUAUGAUUUAUUAAAAGGAAAAUUGAAAAACAGAGAGCCGAUUAUGAAACAUGUAUUGUUUUUAGAAGGAUUAGCAUUUAGUGAACUGGCUCUAAUUAUAUUGAUAGCACUUUUAAUUUUUGGUCCAAAGAAAAUACCGGAAAUUGCACGAGGACUGGGAGAAGGAGUUCGGAAAAUGAGGCAAGCAACGGAAGAAAUCAAACAAGAAAUUAUGACUCAAACUCAAGAAAAUACGUCUAUUCAAGAAAUAAAAACGGAAAUUGAACAAGCCAAAAAAAGCAUAGAAGAAUUAGACGGUCCCAUAAAACGAAGAGAAAAUCUCAUCAAAACGUACGGAGAUAAACGAGUAGUAAAAGGUGUUUCGUUGCAAGUAGAACAAGGAGAAAUUAUAGGGCUUUUAGGUCCUAACGGAGCCGGAAAAACCACCACUUUUUAUAUGAUUGUCGGGCUGGUACGUCCUACGCAAGGGAAAGUUUAUCUCGAUUCACAAGAUAUUACCCACGAUGCCAUGUAUCGGCGUGCUCAAAAAGGAAUCGGGUAUUUGGCUCAGGAAGCCUCUAUUUUUAGAAAAUUAUCCGUAGAAGAAAAUAUUUUAGGAGUAUUGCAAAUGACUUCGUUAAGCAAAAAAGAGCAACGAUAUAAGGUAGAUUCUCUUAUUGAAGAAUUUUCUUUAGAACAUGUGCGAAAAAAUCGAGGAGAUUUACUCUCCGGGGGAGAACGACGAAGAACCGAAAUUGCCCGCUGCCUGUCGGUAGACCCUAAAUUUAUUCUCUUGGAUGAACCCUUUGCCGGAGUAGAUCCGAUUGCUGUGGAAGACAUUCAAAAAAUAGUUCGUUCCUUAGUAAAAAAAAAUAUAGGAAUCUUAAUUACCGACCAUAACGUACAACAAACACUCGCCAUUACCGAUAAAACCUACAUUAUGUUUGAAGGUAAAAUUUUAAAGUCGGGAAAACCGGAAGAAUUGGCAAACGAGCCUCAAGUACGU